GCUUUCUUCGCCGAUAUUCGUGCGGUAUGGAUUGCACCACUUCAAUGGCAUGUUUUGGUGAUGGGUUGCUUUGCCUCGUUAAUUGCACCGUUCGGAGGAUUCUUUGCGAGCGGAGUAAAAAGGGCGUUCAAAAUAAAGGAUUUCGGACAUUCCAUUCCCGGACAUGGCGGUAUUACUGAUCGUAUGGAUUGUCAAUUUCUUAUGGGAUUAUUUUCCUACAUGUAUUAUCAGAGUUUUAUCAAG
Molecule: messenger RNA, 243 nt
Organism: Acaulospora morrowiae
Lineage: Eukaryota; Fungi; Glomeromycota; Glomeromycetes; Diversisporales; Acaulosporaceae
Source: the annotation of a GenBank genome assembly